This is a messenger RNA of Chenopodium quinoa (quinoa), 2777 nucleotides long. RefSeq names its product phosphatidylinositol/phosphatidylcholine transfer protein SFH12-like. The coding region runs from base 719 to 2482 and encodes 587 amino acids. The record is from RefSeq and is a predicted model, not a curated record. Lineage: Eukaryota; Viridiplantae; Streptophyta; Magnoliopsida; Caryophyllales; Amaranthaceae. The transcript is spliced from 14 exons.
UUCUGCAUUAAGUUGGUAUAUUUCUUCUUGUUAGCUUAUGAAAUUGUAGAUUUUUUUUUGGGGGUGUUAUUGAGCUGAUAAUGAUUUUUUCUACAAUGUUAAAAUCUCCUAAGGGCUUUUGGGUUUUUUUUUUUUUUUUUUUUUUUUUUUUUUUGGGUACGUGUAUGGAUAUGGCGUUGAUGUAGACGAGAUUGAAUGAAUGUCAUAGAGAGUCACGUAAAGUAGUGAUGUAGACGAGAUUUAAUAUUGAAUGUCAAGUUGGUUAUUUUGUUCAAUGAAUAACAUUACUAUUGUGUUGAUUUGUUUGAUAAAUCCUUUUUAUAUUACUCCAUGAUUAUGUAGUGUAAGUAAUUGACCUCUAUUAUUGAAUGUGUUUGAUCCAUUAUAAAAAAUUAACUAAGUUAUAUUUUGGGGUAACAAAUUAUGAUACUGAUAUCUGAGAGCUGUUGAUCUUGAUGGUGAUUUCACCUUGUGAUUUUGUAAAGGUAUACUUGAGGUCAGAGUAAUCAAAUGUGAUGAACAAAUAUAUCUUGAAGCUAUUUCAAAUGAUUUGCGCUCUUAUGUGUAUCAAUAUCCUACAUGAUCUUUCACAAAUAUGUUAUAUAGAUGGAACAAAAUAACUGGAAAAUCAAUCUUAUAUGGUACUUGUAUAUAUUGGCAUCACAAUGUGAUAUGAGUGUUUGAUUGUCUAUUCUUUGCAGAGUUUUUUCCGCGUUUUAUGAGUGUAGAAGCAAUGACCAUGACCGAAACAAUGUCUGGAUCUGUUGCGCAGUCCCUUAAACCGGGACUUGAGAAACCUGACAUUGAUUUCUACGAUGAUGAGAAGAGAACGAAGCUUGGUUCCUUCAAGAAGGCGGCUUUUAAUGUCUCAAGCAUGUUUAGAAACUCGCUGACAAAGAAAGGUAGAAGGAACAGCAGGGUCAUGUCUUUUGCUUUCGAAGAUGAACAUGAUGCAGAGGAAAUGAAGGCAGUAGAUGCAUUUCGUCAGGCCCUUAGUUUGGAAGAAUUGCUGCCUUCAAAGCAUGAUGAUUAUCACAUGCUGCUUAGAUUCUUGAAGGCCAGGAAGUUUGAUAUUGAGAAGUCAAAGCAAAUGUGGUCUGACAUGAUCCAAUGGAGAAAGGAUUUUGGUGCUGACACAAUCAUGGAGGAUUUUGAGUUCAAGGAAGUUGAAGAAGUCAAGCAAUACUAUCCUCAAGGACACCAUGGAGUUGACAAGGAAGGCCGGCCAGUUUACAUUGAGAAGUUGGGUCAGGUUGAUCCGAAUAAGUUGAUGCAAGUCACCUCCAUGGACCGAUAUCUUAAAUAUCACGUCCAAGAGUUUGAGAGGACCUUUAUUGAUAAGUUUCCAGCUUGUUCGAUUGCUGCAAAGAAACACAUCGAUCAGAGUACCACUAUUCUGGAUGUUCAAGGAGUGGGGCUUAAGAACUUCAACAAGGCAGCAAGGGAACUCAUCCAGACCCUACAAAAGAUAGAUGGUGACAACUACCCUGAGACCUUGUGCAGGAUGUACAUCAUCAAUGCAGGAUCUGGUUUCAGGCUGUUGUGGAGCACCGUUAAGUCAUUUCUUGAUCCUAAGACCACCCAGAAGAUUCAUGUCCUGGGCAACAAGUACCAAAGCAAACUGCUUGAGAUUAUUGAUGCCAGUGAACUGCCAGAAUUUUUGGGCGGUACCUGCACCUGUGCAGAAAAAGGUGGCUGCUUGAAAUCUGAUAAAGGGCCAUGGAAUGAUCCUGAGAUAAUGAAGAUGGUUCGUAAUGGUGAGGCCAAAUGCAACGUAAGGGGUCCCUUCCCAGUGAUAGACGAGAAAACCAUUGGUGAAGAUGAGAUGGCAAAACCAAAGGGAUGCAACUCAUGCGACUCAGAUGCUUUCCAGUAUUAUGCAUCCAAAGAACCUAUGUGCAAAGAUGCACCUAGUCCCUUCCCAUAUGACAACUUCAUCCCAAUAGUAGACAAGGACAUGGAAAAAUCGUGGAGCAAACCUGUUGAUAUCAACAUGAACAAGCUGGCCAUGACCAAAGGUUGUUUACCAUCAAAGAACAGUUUUGAUGGUUCUAAUCAGAAAUUCAGCAACCAUUUAGUCACUGGUCUCAUGUCCGUGAUGAUGGGCAUUGUAACGAUGAUCAGAUUGACUCGAAACAUGCCCAAGAAGCUCACUGAUGCAACCUUAUAUACUUACUGUGAUGAGUCUGCUGUGAAGGACUCACAUAAAUUGCCUGGACAUGCAAUCUCUGAGGUUGAGUAUUUUGCAAUGAUGAAGCGCAUGGGUGAAUUGGAAGGGAAGGUGAUUUCCCUUAGUGCAAAACCAGCAAUCAUGCCUCCCGAAAAAGAGGAAAUGCUCAACAAUGCAAUGAACCGUGUAGAAGUCCUCGAGCAGGAACUUUCCGCAACAAAGAAGCUUCUUGAGGAAUCAAUGCAAAGACAGGGAGAGCUGUUAGCAUUCCUCGAAAAGAAGAAAAAGAAGAAGAAGAUGUUCCUUUUUUGAGCACAUCAGUUCUUCUGGUCAGAGAUAGUAGAAGUGAGUUGUCUGUAAACUGUCCGCUGCCUUGCUGUAAUAUUAAGAGUCGAAGAGUCUCUAACCUGGAGGCGAUUGCGAGUUAUAUCCCCCGCUAUCCCCCUCGAUGUUUGCCUGUUGCUUUGUAUAUGACUAAUAUACUAUCACCAAAGUUAUCUAUCUUAUAUUUUUUCUUUGAUAUUACUUCUGAAAAGUUUGUACAUCGUAAAAAUGACUUCAGCGGACACUUGUACUCAAUGAGACUAUGACCCCUUGUGUUUUGUGA